Messenger RNA from Silurus meridionalis, 3182 nucleotides. It is a transcript of the gene pgr, whose product is annotated as progesterone receptor. Gene Ontology annotation, biological process: regulation of DNA-templated transcription. Lineage: Eukaryota; Metazoa; Chordata; Actinopteri; Siluriformes; Siluridae. The transcript is spliced from 9 exons. The coding region runs from base 879 to 2657 and encodes 592 amino acids. Gene Ontology annotation, molecular function: sequence-specific DNA binding; zinc ion binding; DNA-binding transcription factor activity. The record is from RefSeq and is a predicted model, not a curated record.
CUGGCCGGGUAUCUGCGUCAACCCUCACACACUGAGCAGACGAGGACGUGGAGCAGAAACUUCAUCAGCAAACCCAGUGAACGAGCUUCACCCAUGAGCUCAACACCAGUCUCCUGGUUACAACUGAACUGAACGUUCUCUCACACACACACACACACACACACACACACACACACACACACACACACACACAUUAAUUACCAAAUACAUCCACACACAGGUAGCAGAUAAAACCCAGAAUAUCAUAAAAACAAGGAGGUGGAGAAGGAGGAGAAAGUGGAGGAUGUGAAGAACACAGAGGAUGUGGAGAAGGCAGAUGAAGAAGAAAAACUGGAAGAGGUGAAGAAACUGGAAAAAUAUGUGGUGGUGUAGAGAGAAAAAAUGUUCUAAAUGUUAAUUUCUCAGAGCUCAGAGUUUGAUCACAGCUGCUUGGUUCUUUCAGGAGCUUUCAACCUCUGGAGGAUUCAGGAACAAGUUGUUUAUAAUAUGAGUUCUUUAUGUGGAACCUGGACUUCAGAUCUGAAUUUUUUUCUGAUUCUGAAAGAAAUGGAAUGAGAGCAGGAGCCUGUGUGUGUGAAUCCUGUACAGUCUGAAGAUUCUUCUGUAAUAAUAAUAAUAAUAAUAAUAAUAAUAAUAAUAAUAAUAAUAAUAAUUUGAUACUAAGUGUUUUGUGCAUUUUGUGUUACAUUUUAAUUUAAAGUUCGAGAGAGAGAGAGAGAGAGAGAGAAAGAGAGAAGUGUGUGUUACUCCAAGCUUUCACCACAAGGAGGGAGUUUUCUUUGGGAAGGUUCUUCUUGGAGUGUGCGGAACGGUGCGCUUGAUCUGUUCCUGGAAAGCUGAUUAGAAGAACAAGGUUUGGAGAGUAGAUCUACUGCUGCAUGGAGACUGUGAGCAGCACAAUGUCGCAUUCCUCAGAGAGCCACAGGAUGGGUGAUGUGAUGGAGAAGUACACGGAGCUGAUCUUUGGACAGGUGAAGAACGGAGCAGAUGUGGCACGGAUGCCCUGCGUCGCGCAGAACUUCGGAGACGUGGAUCCUCUAUGCGUUCUGUCCGCUCCGAUCCCCGGCACCGAUUUCCCCGUGAGCGCGCGCCAGGACGGCACCGAGGACUUUCUUAAAAUGGAACCUGGACCAUGGGAAGACAUCACAGAAAAAGUGUUCCCACUCAAGGAGACCACGGACCCAGAGAUCGCGUGUAAGUUUAUUAAGGACGAGCGGGAACCGGCGAUGAUCUCAGGUCUGAUCCCGCAGAACCUUGCCGUGCUGGAUGUGUCCACAUCCUCUCUCACCCCGCUCCUGGAAUCCAAUGCAGGAGUGAUGGUAGAUGUUCCUCAUCCCGGUGCAUUAAUGUCUCUGCCCCAGGUGAAGCCCGAGGCGGCCGCUGCGCUCCGCUUUGACUCUGCGGGAGUGUGUAAGAGUGAGACUGGAGGAUGGGACCCGCACCUGUGGUUCUCCUCCGCGCUGGAUGACGGCGGACAGAUCAGUUUCUCCGCGCCGGAAGGAAUUCACAACUCGGGUCUCAUUCAGCGAUCUUCCGCGGUGUUCAGCGCUUUCCCGGGUGUACAUACACAGAGAGCAUGUGUGAUUUGCGGAGAUGAGGCUUCAGGUUGCCAUUACGGAGUUCUGACGUGUGGAAGCUGUAAGGUGUUCUUCAAGAGAGCUGUAGAAGGACAUCACAACUAUCUGUGUGCUGGGAGAAACGACUGCAUCGUAGAUAAAAUCAGAAGAAAAAACUGCCCUGCGUGUCGUCUCAGAAAGUGCUACCAGGCCGGGAUGAUGCUUGGAGGUCGUAAGUUGAAGAGAUUCGGUGUUCUGAAGGCCAUGGGUGUAGGCUCGUCCCUGAUGUUCCAGGGCCAUGCUAUGACCUCCAUGUCUUGUGUUCCCGGGUUCCAAGAGCUCCAGUUUUCACCUCAAUUCGUAAACAUCCUUGAGAACAUUGAACCUGAGAUGGUCUACUCCGGCUUCGAUAACUCUCAGCCUGAAAUGCCACAUCUGCUCCUGAACAGCCUGAACAGACUGUGUGAGAGACAGCUGCUGUGGAUCGUCCGCUGGUCCAAGUCUUUACCAGGUUUCCGUAAUUUACACAUUAAUGAUCAGAUGACUCUGAUCCAAUACUCCUGGAUGAACCUGCUGGUGUUCUCUCUGGGCUGGAGAACCUUCCAGAAUGUCACCCCCGAAUUCAUGUACUUUGCUCCAGACCUCAUCCUCAGUCACGACUGUCUGAGAAUGACUCCGAUCUACGACCUGUGCUUGGCCAUGCAGGUGAUCCCUCAGGAGUUUGCACGGCUGCAGGUCACCAGAGAUGAGUUUCUGUGCAUGAAGGCUCUAAUGCUCCUCAACACCGUUCCUUUAGAAGGUUUGAAGAGUCAGAAUCAGUUCGAUGAGAUGAGACAGAACUACAUCCGAGAGCUGAGUAAAGCCGUGCAGGUGAAGGAGAAAGGGGUGGUGGGAAGCUCACAGCGUUUCUACCAGCUCACCAAACUCAUGGACUCAAUGCAUGAGAUUGUGAAGAAGGUCAACCUGUACUGCCUCAGCACCUUCAUCCAGGCCGAUGCCAUGAAGGUGGAGUUUCCCGAGAUGAUGACAGAGGUGAUCGCAUCACAGCUCCCGAAGGUUCUUGCUGGCAUGGUCAGGCCCCUCCUCUUUCAUGGGAAAUGAUGUCAUAGCACAGCAAACUGGAUUGUGGGAAACGGAUGAGUGCCUUUCAGCUUUCAGCUCAGCGUUGUGAUCGGGGAGAACACCUGGGAAAACAUCUUGGGGAACGUCUGGGUGAAAGACCGUGAGAACGGCUGGGAAAAUGUCUAGGAGAACUUGCUUAUUUUUACUGCUCUUAUGGACAAACAUGUGUUUUUGUUUUGAUGUUUAGUUAGAAGUAAAAUAAAACUUUCACAUUUUCUGUAACUGUCUCUGAGGAACAUCUGAGUCCUACAGUAAAAUUCCAUUGUGAGGGUAAAUUUAGGACUAUAACAGCACUCAGUGUAUGUUACACUUUAUCUUUAAUACCUUUUAAAAAAGAAAAAACUUAAUCUCUGAUGAGUAAAGAAUGAAUGUACAGAAACUUCUCUGGCUUUGAAAGUGACUUGAGGUUGGUACUGCUGGGUUUUAUCUGGUGCUUCUGACCUAACGAUCUUUAAUGUGGACUGUAAUAUGGACAGGACUACAGAAUAAACUGCAUGAACCUGA